Molecule: messenger RNA, 1860 nt
Organism: Epinephelus lanceolatus (giant grouper)
Lineage: Eukaryota; Metazoa; Chordata; Actinopteri; Perciformes; Serranidae
Gene: parp12b
Product: poly (ADP-ribose) polymerase family, member 12b
Cellular component (GO): nucleus
Molecular function (GO): NAD+ poly-ADP-ribosyltransferase activity; metal ion binding
Source: RefSeq, a predicted model, not a curated record
UGUUGUGGGAGGUGUACCGGGCUGCGGGUACAGACCGGGCUCAGUCUGCCGGGGGAGUCCGCUCAGAGAGCAUCAUGUCCGAGUACAGCCGGGAGGUGCAGCUCGCCACCAGCUUGCUGUGCAGCAGCUCCGGGUCCAUGGAGCUGCUGCAGCUGCACCGGAAGCUGCUGCAGCGCGUCGACAUCACCGUGCAGGAGUUCCGCUUCAUCGUCCAGAAGUGUCCCCGCUUCCUCCUGGUCGGCGGCCCCGCGGCGGGCCUCACCGUGGUGGCCCAGACGUCCCUGCGGCUGUGCGGUCGAUACGGUCGGGAGGAGAGCGGAGGCUGCAGCCAGGAGGACUGUCCACACCUCCACCUGUGCAAGUUCUUCAUCUACGGAAACUGCAGGUUCGGCAAGGGCAGGAAGCCGUGUAAAUUCUCCCACGACAUUCGUUCGGGUCGCAACUUUGACUUACUGAGAGAGUGCACGCUGCAUGACCUCAACGAGGAGCAGCUGUUCCUGCUACUGCUGCAGAACGACCCCGCCCUGCUGCCAGAGGUGUGUCUGCACUACAACAAAGGCUGCGGUCCUCACGGCAACUGCACCUUCAGGGAGAGCUGCACCAAGGUGCACCUGUGUCAGCACUUCGUCCAGGGCGACUGCAUGUUCGGAAGCAAGUGUAAACGCCAGCACGCCAUCGACCAGGAAAGCCGCCGCAUGCUGGAGGAGAGGGGACUGAGCGCUGAUGUCAUCCACGAGCUGCCUUUCAUCUACAGGAACAUCCACCACCUCACUGCCGCCGUUGCCACAGAGAUGUCUCCUGAUUUGUCGUAUCACGCUGUAGAUCAGACGGAUGAGCGGACAGAGAUCUGUCUGCACUUCACCAGAAACAGCUGCAGGUUUCAGAACGAGUGUCGCCGUGUUCACUUCCACCUGCCCUAUAAGUGGGAGGUGUUUGAUGGCUUCACCUGGAUGGACCUGCCACACAUGGAGGACAUUGAGCAGGACUUCUGUGACCCGUCUAAGAUGCACAGCUGUGGCAUCAACUUUGUGACGAUGACUCAGGAGUCGCAGCCCGUUCGCCGCCUCUCCACAGUUUCCUCGGUAACAAAGCCGCCUCACUAUGUCCUGACAACCGAGUGGCUGUGGUACUACAAGGGAGACCACGGGGACUGGGUGGAGUACGGACAGCCGGACGAGAAGCAGCGCACCACGUCAGUGACAUCACGGACUCUGGAGGAGGCGUUCCUGUGUGACAGAACCGCCGAGGUCAAAGUGGUGAAGGGCCGCAGAGAGUACGUCGUCAGCUUCACAGACAUGUACCAGAGGAACCACAAGCACAACACCAAGAGGAGGAUCUGCCGGCGGCCUCGCUUUGUCUCAGUGGCCCAGGUCCAGAACCAGAAGACAACCCUAAACCUAGUCCUAGGUCUGUCUGGUCAGACUGGACCUGGUAGCCCUGACAGACAUGAUGGACCUGAUACAGUGCCUUAUCUCAGUUGAACACACCUGGACUCAGACUGUCUCUGACGUCACCUCCUUACUGGAAAUAUCUUCCUGACUUGACCUGACAGACCUGAUGGACCUGACGGACCUGAUGGACCUGACGGACCUGACGGUCCUGAUGGACCUGAUGGACCUGAUGGUCCUGAUGGACCUGAUGGACCUUACACACCUGAUGGUCCUGAUGGACCUGAUAGACCUGAUGGACCUUACACACCUGAUGGACCUGAUGGACCUGACAGAUCCAAACUCAGUGAUUCAAACUGGUACUCUGUUACUAAAUACUAUCUUACAUAAUACUAUGUUACAGGUCAGAGUCUGAACUGAAAAUGUUGCUGCAGUAAAUAUGAGUCAAUAAAAUCAGGAAAUUGUAACUCAA